Dipodomys spectabilis (banner-tailed kangaroo rat) is the source of this 1359-nucleotide messenger RNA. RefSeq names its product keratin 27 (gene Krt27). The record is from RefSeq and is a predicted model, not a curated record. The transcript has 8 exons. Gene Ontology annotation, biological process: hair follicle morphogenesis; intermediate filament organization. Bases 1 to 1359 code for a protein of 452 amino acids. Gene Ontology annotation, molecular function: structural molecule activity. NCBI's taxonomy places the organism in Eukaryota, Metazoa, Chordata, Mammalia, Rodentia, Heteromyidae.
AUGUCUGUGCGCUUCUCUUCAGCAUCCCGACGAAUGGGCUCUGUGCGCCUCUCAAGUGGAGGGUCAGGGCUGGGGGCCGGAAACACAUGUGGUGUGCCAGGCAUCGGAAAUGGCUUCUCAUGUGCCUUUGGGGGCAGCUCAUCAGCUGGAAGCUACAGUGGAGGGCUGGGCAGUGGAAGUGUUCCGUGUUCUACCUUCACUAGUAAUGAACAUGGCCUACUGUCAGGCAAUGAGAAGGUGACCAUGCAGAACCUCAAUGAUCGCCUGGCCUCCUACCUGGAGAAUGUCCAAGCAUUAGAGGAGGCCAAUGCUGACUUAGAGCAGAAGAUCAAGGACUGGUAUGAGAAAUUUGGACCUGGUUCUUGCCGUGGUCUUGACCAUGACUACAGCAGAUACUUUCCAAUCAUUGAUGAUCUUAGAAACCAGAUAAUUACUGCAACUACAAGUAACGCCAAUAUCGUCCUGCAAAAUGAUAAUGCAAGACUGACAGCUGAUGACUUUAGACUCAAGUUUGAAAAUGAGCUGGCCCUUCACCAGAGCGUGGAGGCAGACAUCAAUGGCUUGCGCAGAGUUCUCGAUGAGCUGACCUUGUGCAGAACCGACCUGGAGGUCCAGCUGGAAACACUCACUGAGGAGCUGGCCUACCUCAAGAAGAACCAUGAGGAGGAGAUGAAGGCGCUGCAGUGCGCGGCGGGAGGCAACGUGAACGUGGAGAUGAACGCGGCGCCCGGGGUGGACCUCACCGUGCUGCUCAACAACAUGCGGGCCGAGUACGAGGCCCUGGCCGAGCAGAACCGCAGGGAUGCCGAGGCCUGGUUCAACGAAAAGAGCGCCUCGCUGCAGCAGCAGAUCUCCAACGACGCCGGAGCCACCACCUCUGCCCGGAACGAGCUGACCGAGAUGAAGCGCACCAUGCAAACCCUGGAGAUCGAGCUCCAAUCCCUGUUAGCCACGAAACAAUCCCUGGAGUGCUCCUUAGUGGAGACAGAGGGCAACUACUGCACACAGCUGGCCCAGAUCCAGGCUCAGAUCGGGGCCCUGGAGGAGCAGCUGCACCAGGUCAGGACCGAGACUGAGGGCCAGAAGCUGGAGCAUGAGCAACUGUUGGAUAUCAAGGCCCACCUGGAAAAAGAGAUUGAGACCUACUGCCGCCUGAUAGAUGGAGAUGAUAGCUCUUGUUUUAAAUCAAAAGGCCAAGGUGGACCGAGAAAUCAGAUCAAAGACUCAUCUAAACCCACCAUCGUUAAAACAGUUGUUGAAGAAUUAGAUCCUCGUGGCAAAGUUCUCUCGUCCAGAGUCCACACCAUGGAGGAGAAACCCACCAAAGCCAACAAGAGUGAGCAGAGAGUGCCUUCUUAA